AUGUCAGCGAGUGGGUUUGCACGUGACUUGGAUCUCGAGUUCCGGAACAAGCUCAUCCAUGCCAUGGCUGCCGUGCCCUCCGCUCGUGCCUACAUGGCCUAUGGGUGCUAUGAUGACAUGCAGAGGUGGGGACCAACGCCAAACAAGGCAACCUACUAUGGGCUCAUGGCAGUGUGUGCCAGGGAUGGCGAUGCAGCACGGGCGAUGGCACUGAGGAGGGAAAUGGAGCAUGAGGGCCUGGAGGUGACAACAGCUGUGUAUUGCACGCUGAUCAGCGAACAGUGCAAGGCAGGAGAGUGGGAGGCACCUGUGAAGGCUUUCAGAGAGAUGCGGGCCAAGGCGAGGGGAGGGAUAGAGGUAAGCCUUUCAGGCCAUAGCAGCAGUGUAUGGUGCGCUGAUGAGUUCACAGGGCAAGGGGGGGAAGUGAGAGGCGGCCGUGGAGACGUUCAAAGAGAUGCAACGCUACAAGCAGCAGUGUCAAUCUUCAGAGAGGCUGCAGCUGGGGGCACCUUCCUUCCCGCCUUGACCGCAGACCCCUUCACGUGUUACGUGGUGGGCUGCACGCCCCGUGUCGCGGCUGUUGCAAUCCUCUCGCUGCUUCUGUGCCUUGCCUCGUCCUCCAUUUUCGGCCGUGAUGCCGCGCCACUGCGCAACCUCCUCAUUGUCACAAAACUGCAAGCAACUGUUGAUGCUCUACCACAUGAACCAUGCCCAGGCCUCCAAGGGACGAUGGAGACAAUGCUACAAGUGCUAGGGCUGAAGGGAGAGAGGCUGCAUGGCACGAGCGUGCUGCAGGGGCUGUGUGUUGACAAGGAGGACCUGCGCCUCUGGCUUAAGACGCAAGCUGCACUCGUUUUCGGGAAGUGA
Molecule: messenger RNA, 867 nt
Organism: Closterium sp. NIES-65
Lineage: Eukaryota; Viridiplantae; Streptophyta; Zygnematophyceae; Desmidiales; Closteriaceae
Source: the annotation of a GenBank genome assembly